Molecule: messenger RNA, 1926 nt
Organism: Galeopterus variegatus (Sunda flying lemur)
Lineage: Eukaryota; Metazoa; Chordata; Mammalia; Dermoptera; Cynocephalidae
Gene: GEMIN8
Product: gem (nuclear organelle) associated protein 8
Exons: 3
Coding region: 474-1190 (238 amino acids)
Biological process (GO): spliceosomal snRNP assembly
Cellular component (GO): SMN complex
Source: RefSeq, a predicted model, not a curated record
GUUAAGAUCCCCUUACAGGUCAUCUUUUUAAAUAAAUAAAUUCAAAAAAAUUUCCAAUGUGUGUAAACAGAUGAGAUGGCAGUGUAUUAUCACAUACUAAAAAAAUGAAGAGGCUUCUCCAAGUCCCAAACCUAAGACAAGACCCAACAGGUUUCUCCUGUUGGAAAGAUGUAUUCUACUCAAGCCUCAGGAAAACCACGGUUAAUUUAAAUAGGCAUUGGCAUGAGUUACGGAUUAAUAAAUAAAGCAAUGGUUAUAAAUAUUUAGCUCAUGUUCUGUAUACUAUUUUGUAAAUACAUACUAACUACUAAAUAUUUAUGUGAUUAUUUUCAUAGACCUUACUUUCAAAAGGAAACAAGUAAUUGAAUGCAAAACCAUGCAGGUUCCUUUGACCCACUUAAUCACACCUAAGGUCCCUCCUUUUCAGACCACAAGGUCAUAACCCAGGUGCCAGGGUUUUGUAGGUAUGUUGCAUGAAGAUCAGGCAUGGCACUGGGAAGAGGCAGCCUCUCAGGAGCUGCUUUGUGAACCAUGAAAUAGCCUCAUAUCACACAGCUGUACUGAUCAGAUGUUCGCCCUGUGGUGUUUCUUUCCUAGUUUCGGUGCCCAUUUGGACUUUUAUAAUCAGAGAUGGCAACAAAGGUCUUCCCCAAAGCUCUCACGAUAACAGAGCUGGAUAUCCUCAGUCCUAUGACCAUCAUGUGGCCUUGCAGGAUUCCUGCCACAGUUAUUCACAUUUCAGAAGGUCUGGGCAGCAUCCACGUGGCCGCAGCAUGAUCCAGGCAUCCACAAGAGAAGACCAAGCUUUGCCUGAAGAAGAGGAGAUAGAAACCGAGUCAGAUGGAGAGGUGGAAUGUGACCUGAGCAACAUGGAAAUCACCGAGGAACUCCGCCAGUACUUUGCAGAGACCGAGAGGCACAGAGAAGAGCGACGGCGGCAGCAACAGCUGGAUGCCGAGCGCCUGCAGGACUACGUGAACGCUGAUCACGACCUGUACAACAGGACCCGCCGGUCAGUGAAGCCUCCGACUGAGAGGCCCGGUGAGCGGCGCCGGGCGGAGAUGAAGCGCUUAUACGGGGAUAGCGCCACCAAGAUCCAGGCCAUCGAGACUGCAAUGCAGCUGAGCUUUGACAAGCACUGUGACAGAAAGCAGCCCAAGUACUGGCCAGUCAUUCCCCUCAAGUUCUGAGCUCUGGGCACAGGGACCCUUGGGAAUGCCUUCUGAACAGGGUCCCCAGCUUCACCCCCUUCCUUUUGGGUACAGUUGCUGGUACAAGAAUUUGAACCCAUGACCUUGGUGUUACAAGGCUGCACUCUAACCAGCCGAGCCAACCAGCCAGCUUGGGUACAGUCUUUUCAUCUCUCCUUUUGUACGUUUCUCAGGAAAGAGGGGCUUUAUACUGAGAUAUAAGCAUGUUCAUCAAAGUCCCAGUGGGCCCAUCCCAGGGUGGGUGUAAUACGUCAGCCACUUGGAAGUCAGCAGGAUGUAUACUAUUCCCAACAUGAGAAAUUUCCUCUUGACAUAAAUUGAUAAUUUUGUAUAUAUUACACUGGCUUUUUAUGUUGUCAGUAAUAGUGUUCAAUUCAUUAAAGUUCUUGCCUAGAGCUACUGCCUAGUGUUUUGCCAUGUUAUAUUUUCUUGUCUUUAACCUGCCUGAAUUACAUAAAUGCCUUAAAUAAGCCGGAUGUCCUCACUAACUCCUUUAGUCCCCACUGAAAAUGAUCCAAGCUUGAGACAAAUACCACAUCUCUCUAAUGUAGGGGUCACCUGUGUGUUCUAUAAAGGGCCAGAGAGUAAAUAUUUUUGGCUUUGUAGGCCACAUGGUCUGUGCCAUGACUACUCUGUCUUGUAGUGUGAAACAGCCAUAGACAGUAAGGAAACAAAUGGAUGUGGUUAUGUUCCAAUAAAACUUUAUUUAUAAAAA